CAAAGAUGUUAAUUACAAGGGAUAGACGUACAAAAAUUGAAAAGUCAACAAAAACAAAACAGGAGACAAAAACUACUGAAGAUCAAAAGAAAAGUAUCAAACUCAAAACACAAAUCUGGGAAUUCUCCAAGGUUAAACCCUCUCCAAUCUUCAUCAUUUCUCUCUCUCUUCAAAAGUUUUUCUUUAAAAAAAUCGAAAUUUACAAAUACUUCUUCUACAGUUAAACGAAUCUAAUAACCUUAAAUUCCUGUCACACUCAAUCCCAUUUCCUGUCGCAGAUAUUUUGAACUAUGGAGAUAUUUGAAAGCCGAGUGAUAUUGUCAGGUUGUGGAAAUUAUUAUGUCAGAUUUUUUAGCUGAAGUCUCAUAGAUGGAAGAAGAAACUGUUAUCCGUUGUCUCAACAUAUAUCAAUAUAUUACAGGAGAUUAAUGCUUUAGAGUUCCAUGAUAGGCCGAAAGAUAUCCCACCGUCCAUUUAUUGCAUACAGACCAAUUGGACCCUCUGAUUUAGGAAUUCUCCAACAACUUCAUGCAGAUCUCUUUCCCAUCAGGUAUGAGCCUGAGUUCUUUCACAAUGUUGUAAAUCGCCGUGAAAUAAUUUCAUGGGGAGCUGUUGAUCGUAGUAGACCCGGUGCUCAAAGUGAUGAUCUUAUUGGAUUUGUCACCAUAAAGAUCGUUCUAGCAAGAGAAAGUGAGAUCACUGAUUUGGUUAAAUGUGACUCCACCCAGUCUGAUCAAACUCUAGUGUAUAUUCUCACCCUGGGAGUAGUUGAAGCAUACAGGAAAUUCGGCAUUGCUUCAGCACUGAUCAGAGAGGUCACAAGAUAUGCUAAAACUAUCCCAACAUGCCGAGCUGCAUAUUUACAUGUUAUAUCUUACAAUACUCCAGCUAUCUAUCUGUACAAGAAAAUGUCAUUCACAUGUGUAAGAAGGCUUUAUGGGUUCUACCUCAUUGAGGGUCAGCACUAUGAUGCCUAUUUGUUUGUGUACUAUGUAAAUGGUGGCCGAUCUCCUUGCUCACCGCUGGAGCUUGUCAUCGGGGCAGUCAAAUAUGUAAGGACUAGCUUGAAUUCAGUAGCUAGCAGGCUGUGGAGAUACGAUGAAAAAAAGCCCUGGAGAUGGACAAAGUAUAGAGAAAGCUGUGGUUUUAUGACACCUUCUCAGAGCAAGAGGAAUCUCGUUAACGAAGGCUCAAGCGAGUUUCAGUGUGUGAGUUGUAUUAAUAGACGUUAUACAUCACCAUACAACUCAAGUUCGAUAGAGAGGUGUGGAGCUGCCAAUAUGUAAUCAUCGCAGAUCAUCUGUUUUAUAUGAGAGCAGUCAUAUAAUCUCUUGUUUGCUGUACAUUUCAACGUGCCAAAGAGCUUACCGCCUUUUCAUUGCAGGCAGGUGCUCAAUACAUAUGUAAAUCUUAUUAAAAAUUUCUUUUUCCACAUACAAACAGGAGAUUAUUGUGUAGCUAUGUUCAUCUGGUGCAUCAUGGUGAAUGUAAAGCAUUGAAACUUUCUUCCUAUUUCAUCUUAAUAGAUUUUCAGUUGACAAAAAAAAAAAAAAAAAAAAAAAAAAAAA
This is a messenger RNA of Chenopodium quinoa (quinoa), 1568 nucleotides long. RefSeq names its product histone acetyltransferase MCC1-like. The record is from RefSeq and is a predicted model, not a curated record. Gene Ontology annotation, cellular component: Golgi membrane. Gene Ontology annotation, molecular function: protein-N-terminal amino-acid acetyltransferase activity; histone acetyltransferase activity. The transcript is spliced from 6 exons. The coding region runs from base 444 to 1286 and encodes 280 amino acids. Lineage: Eukaryota; Viridiplantae; Streptophyta; Magnoliopsida; Caryophyllales; Amaranthaceae. Gene Ontology annotation, biological process: N-terminal peptidyl-methionine acetylation.